This is a messenger RNA of Geodia barretti, 2951 nucleotides long. The record is from the annotation of a GenBank genome assembly. NCBI's taxonomy places the organism in Eukaryota, Metazoa, Porifera, Demospongiae, Tetractinellida, Geodiidae.
GUAAGCUUAUAGCGGAAAAAGAUGUGUACUGACUGUCUCAAGGAGAAAAUGCCCGACAGAGUGCGUCAUUCUGUAUCUUCUAACUCUCUCUGUCACACAAUUUAGCUAGUAAUGGUGGAUACAGCUCUAGAUUGUAAGAUGCUCUGUGGUGUUUUCUUGCAGGGCAGCACGUGUCUGGAGGGAGGGGCGUACAUGCUGAACUACGCCGGCUGCUGCAAGUGCCAGAGCAGGGGUUUCCUUGGAGAGGAGGGGAGGGUGAGGAGUGUGGGAGGUGGGGAGGGGAUGGAGGGUGACAGUGGGAAUGAGGGAGACGGAGAAGAGGAGGAAGAAACAAUCUCAUUCAAACAUGUGUGUAAAGAGUGCCAACACGUUGUGGCCACCCAUCACUACACCUUCUCCACCAGUGGAGACUACCAGGAUUACUCCAUGAAGUGUCACCUGUGUGGCCACGGUAGUGCCAAUGUCAGUGUCCUUCCGGAUGACCCGCGAGAGAAACCCCUCUUCUAGUCAUUCACCUCACUAAUUAUACCCCAUAAUAUACACUCCAUCUCCUCACGUGUCAUUUCAUGCUUCAGGUGAUAGCUAGAAUAUAUGCUUAUAAUAAAACAUCACUGUUUUUAUAUCUGACUACUGAUGGGAUUUACUUACCAAUUUUUAACGACAGAGCUUAAGCAUGAAUUAUUAUGCGAGGUCUGUUUGUGGGCAUGGGUGGUGGAAUUAAUAGCUGCUGUGUUGCAAACUCCAAUGUAGUCUGGGCCCAAGACUACCCCUCAAUAAUGGUGGCAAUGCGUACAGGCAGAGAAAGCUGUAAUACUAUAUUAUGUAUAUAUACUCUGGUCAUGCUCUUUUACUGUGAUUUUUCAUUGUGUUUUUGUAUACAGUUACAAGUAGCUAGCUACUAUGUAAGACAUCUGGCUGUUUUUAUACCCGAGAGUUGGUUAUUAUUUCCGUUUGAGUUUCCUUCACAUAACUGCUGUGAAGAAAGGUUUGGCUCUGGCUUUGAUAGUAGAAGAAAGAUGUGGCUACUUUUGCUGAUGGCCUGCAAGGUGAUGUGCAUGGUGGAGGCAAGAGACUACAGACUAAAUGUUCUCCUGGAGUCCUACCACAACUCUCUCAAUCAAAGAAGUGGAGGUGCAUGUUGUGAUGACCCGGGGGCCUCUCCUUGUCCUCCACUCUAUUCAACAUGCACUAAAUGUGAUCCUCUAUUCACGAUCACUGCGACUGGAUCAGAGCUCAGUUACACCACUCCAGUGUAUGAGAACAGUGAUUUGAUCCAUUUCCCUGGGAAUAUCUACCCCUUCUAUGGAAAUGACAGUGUCUGGAUGGAAAACAAUGCUUCUGUUAAUGUGACGGUUGAAGAUGACUACCCAAUAAAGAAUUUUUCAUUCUCAAUUGAUGUUAUGGACAUGCAAGAUGACUGUAUAUUUCGCAGCAAGCAUAAUAAUUUCACAGAUGCUAUUCUCUGUGGUGGGUACAUUGAGCUCCACAUCAGCUACUGGAUCACCGAGAUCACACACUACUGUCAGGAUCAAACAUACACAAGCUGCGAUGGCCAGGAAGUAACCGAGUUUCCAUCCCCUACCAAAACAGUCACAACCACAACGAGUAUCUCUGAUACAACCAGUGUCUUUUUAACAACCACCAUCACCGUUGAGGUAACGCAGAACUGCAGCAGUUCACUGCCACCAACACCUUCACCGGAAGUCCCAUGCAGUUCCACACAACCAACACUGCUCCACUCUUCAUCCGCAGUGCCAGUGGCCUCCUCAAGACCUACAGACAAGCCCAGCCGCCCAGGCAGUGGAGGGACAGACACAUCGGUAGUUUGUGGUGCCAGUGCUGUUGGAGGCUUCCUGCUGGGUUUCCUACUGGCAGUGACCCUCUGCCUCUGCGUGGUUGGCUACCUCAGAAGAAGAGCGAGGAAACGAGCAAGUCCAUGUACUGCCUCCGGAGAACAGAGCACAAUCCAUUUUACCAGAGCGCCGAGGACCUAACGGACAGGGGCGUCCCCACGUGGAAACAAUUACAAGACUAUCAAGAAGACAAUGACGGAUACGAAAUCCUGCGAGCCCUCUCCACCUCCAUGGGCAAUGAGAACAAGGCCCUCCCUCUCGGCAAGAAGGAUAACAGUUUCCGAUACUGUCUCUCACCCACCGACUCUCCUGCCUGCCUGCGCCCCGUACCAAGCCCACGCAGAGCUCUUCUCCAGAAUCAAUCACCGCGACGACGCAGAGAAACACCAACAACUGAGGAGGAGCCGGGCAUAGGGAGGCACAACAGAAAGAGGCCGAGUAACUUAACCCCAGAUUUAGCCUCGGCGUUGCAGACGCAGCAGAAAGAAUCCCCCAUUUACGAGCUACCAGACAAGUUUAUCAACACAGGACGUCGUCGACACCAUUUGGAGCCACCGGGACAUACCCCACCUCCAGCUCUCCCUGGAAGAAGAAAUGGAGGAAGUGUUGGUGGAACUGCUAGCAGAAGCACUGAUCAAAAGGCACCAGAGGGAAUACCGCUCUAUGGGGAUCGGCGGUAUGAAGAGAGUGCAGACGAAAUGGAGUUACAAGAGGUUUUACAAGCCGGAAGAGCAGACAAAGUACAUCGGGAGAAAACCAUGACCCCCGAUGAUGUAAGUGCCCUCUAUGCCAACGUGAAGAAAGUCCCAAAAGAUGGAGUAGCGAGUGCUACUGGUCCAAAAAUGAGGAGGGAGGAGAGCAUUGAUGGCGAGACGCCACCAGAUGUCCCACCUUACCGCGGUGGUGGAGAAGACUUCGCGGAUGGGGAACCAACAACAACAACAACAACAACAACAGGAGACGAUGUCGAAGAAAAGACACAGUAUGCCCUCCCACUACCCCCUUCUUUAACUGACAAUUAAAGUAUACCAUUCACAAUAAUCUUAGCUCUUGUAGUAUUUAAGUGUUGUUGCUGGUUUUAAAAGAAUGCGUGUUUUU